AUGGGAAACGCCCCGAGCAUUCCCGGGCACGACUGCCUCCUCGCAGCUGUGGCCUACAACCCCAGCAAGAUCGCCUUCCGCGGCUCUCUGCGCAUCACUCCACUCUACAACUUGGACUUCCCAGUCGUCCCAACCGCAAUAACCUACCCCGACACCAACGAGCAAGUCGCCGAGAUCGUGCGCUGUGCCGCUGACAACGGCUAUAAGGUCCAGGCUCGCAGCGGUGGACACAGUUAUGGGAACUAUGGACUCGGAGGAACCGAUGGAGCCAUCGUCGUCGAUCUCCAGAAUUUCCAGCAAUUCUCCAUUGACCCCAACACACAAAUCGCGACAAUUGGAGCCGGCACCCUCCUCCGCGACCUGACCACCCGCCUCAAUGAUGCAGGCGGACGUGCCGUUGCCCACGGCACUUGUGGACAAGUCGGUACCGGGGGCCAUUUCACCAUCGGCGGGCUGGGUCCGAAAUCGCGCGAAUGGGGCAUGGCGCUAGACCAUGUCGAAGAAGCAACCGUCGUGCUGGCCAACUCGACAAUCGUACAAGCCACGAAGGAUCAGCAUCAGGAUGUUUUAUUCGCGAUCAAAGGGGCUGCAGCGAGUUUUGGCAUUGUGACCGAGUUCAAACUGCAUACCCAUCCUGCUCCAACGCAGGCGUAUCAAUAUUCAUUCACGUGGACUAUGGGGAGCAGCAGGGACAAAGCAAAUGUAUUCAAAGAUUGGCAGAGGCUCGUCUCGAAUGAGACGCUGACUCGUAAGUUUGCGAGCGAGCUGGUGGUCACCGAGGCGGGUGUGAUUGUCUCGGGAACGUACUUUGGGACUCGAGAGGAAUUCGACGCGUUUGAACUCGAGAAUCACUUCCCCAUGGCCAGCUCCUCGACCGUUUUGACGCUGAGCAACUGGCUAGGGAUGAUCGGUAGCCGGGCAGAAGACCUCAUCGAGCAGGCUGCUGGCGGUAUCCCGGUUUCUUUCUACUCGAAAUCUCUACCAUUCACCAAUGCGACCAUAAUCCCGGACGAGGGCGUUGAUGCGCUGUUUGAAUAUAUCGAUAAAACUCCCAAGGACACCCUCGCCUGGUUUAUCAUUUUCGACCUGGAGGCGGGCGCGACAAACGAUGUGCCCAUGGACGCGACGGCAUAUGCUCACCGCGAUGCAUUCAUGUGGAUGCAGUCAUACGCCAUCAACCUUCUUGGCCCGGUCUCGCGCCAAAGUAAGAAUUUCCUUCAGGGCCUGAACGAUGUUAUCUUGCGCUCGGAGAAGCCGGGCGCCCGCUUUGGUGCCUAUCCUGGCUACGUGGAUCCGUACAUGGAAAAUGCGCAGUACGCCUAUUGGGGUAGUAACUUGCCGCGAUUGGAAACUAUUAAGAGGGACAUUGACCCAAACGACGUUUUUCACAACCCCCAGAGCGUCCGGGUUAAAUCGAACAACCCUUGA
Messenger RNA from Penicillium argentinense, 1428 nucleotides. RefSeq names its product FAD-dependent oxidoreductase. Gene Ontology annotation, molecular function: FAD binding; oxidoreductase activity. The record is from RefSeq and is a predicted model, not a curated record. The coding region runs from base 1 to 1428 and encodes 475 amino acids. NCBI's taxonomy places the organism in Eukaryota, Fungi, Ascomycota, Eurotiomycetes, Eurotiales, Aspergillaceae. The transcript is spliced from 2 exons.